AUGACUACUCUCACCCCCGGCGCCUCCUUCCCCUCAGGCGUGACCUUCAGCUACAUCCCGCCAACGGGCACGCUCGACCUGACCGUCUGCGGCCGGCCCAUCACGUACGACGCCAGCAAGGAAUUCCAAACGGGCAAGACGGUGCUGGUGGCCGUGCCGGGGGCCUUCACGCCGACGUGCCAGGAGCAGCACGUCACGUCGUACCUGGCGAACCUGGCGCAGCUCCGUGCCAAGGGGGUCGACCGGAUCGUCUUCAUCGCGUCCAACGACGCGUUCGUCAUGUCGGCGUGGGGCAAGGCGAACGGGGUCAAGGACGAGAGCAUCCUCUUCAUGUCGGACCCCAACGCCGAGUUCAGCCGCAGCAUUGGGUGGGCCAACGGCGACAGGACGGGACGGUACGCCGUUGUGCUCGACAACGGCAAGGUUGUCUACGCGGGGGUGGAUACUGUCCGAGGGAGCAUCGAGUUCUCCGGCGCGCAGGCGGUGCUGGCGAAGCUUUGA
Messenger RNA from Thermothielavioides terrestris NRRL 8126, 501 nucleotides. RefSeq lists its product as uncharacterized. Gene Ontology annotation, cellular component: mitochondrion; cytoplasm; peroxisome. The record is from RefSeq and is a predicted model, not a curated record. Gene Ontology annotation, biological process: cellular response to oxidative stress; cell redox homeostasis; hydrogen peroxide catabolic process. The coding region runs from base 1 to 501 and encodes 166 amino acids. Gene Ontology annotation, molecular function: thioredoxin peroxidase activity. The transcript is spliced from 3 exons. NCBI's taxonomy places the organism in Eukaryota, Fungi, Ascomycota, Sordariomycetes, Sordariales, Chaetomiaceae.